AUGCCAAUUGUCUCCCUCUGUCCCCUUUCUUUCGAUAUGAAUGUCGAUUGUCUCCCUCUGUUCCCUUUCCUUCGAUAUGAAUGUCGAUUGUCUCCCUCUGUCCCUUUUUCCUUCGAUAUGAAUUUUUCCGGUAAUAAUUUAUCUCUCUUUUUCUUUCUUUCUUUCUUUCUUUCUUUCUUUCUUUCUUUCUUUCUUUCUUUCUUUCUUUCUUUGCGCACACAUAGUACUUUCUUUCUUUCUUUCUUUCUUUCUUUCUUUCUUUCUUUCUUUCUUUCUUUCUUUCUUUCUUUCUGUUUGUACUCUUAUCCACCUGCUGUUCUGCCUGUUGUUCGUCUGGUCUUGGAUGAAAUUCUUUUCAUCAGAGAAGAAACUCGGGAUCCCGGCGGACCCGUGCUUGAGCUCAGUCAGCAAAGCUGCCGCCUUGACCUUCCUCGACUCCUUGGAGGCAUUCGUGAUGAGAAUGCGUUGAGACUUGCGGUAGUAGGAAUAACCAAUUGUCUUCUUGAUCGUUCGGCAGAUCAUCGACUUGUGACAGACCAUGUCAGCGGCGAUCUUGGCAUAGCUCUUGCUUCCAUCAUUGUUGACUGUCUCCUUGACACCGGCGACGAAGUCGUCAUAAACUCGUCCUUGUUCUUACACGCCUUUCCCUUCCUCCAAAUGUCCAUGACCAUGGUCCUCUUGAACACAAACCAGGCCAUCACUUCCGCAGGCUUCUCCCCGGCGCGAAAAGAAGUUACUAUCGCUGCUCUGCGAUCAUAUUACAUCCUGGAAUAG
Molecule: messenger RNA, 774 nt
Organism: Acanthosepion pharaonis
Lineage: Eukaryota; Metazoa; Mollusca; Cephalopoda; Sepiida; Sepiidae
Source: the annotation of a GenBank genome assembly